Messenger RNA from Dictyostelium purpureum, 390 nucleotides. RefSeq lists its product as uncharacterized. The record is from RefSeq and is a predicted model, not a curated record. Gene Ontology annotation, biological process: DNA-templated transcription. Lineage: Eukaryota; Evosea; Eumycetozoa; Dictyosteliales; Dictyosteliaceae. Gene Ontology annotation, molecular function: DNA-directed RNA polymerase activity; DNA binding. Bases 1 to 390 code for a protein of 129 amino acids. Gene Ontology annotation, cellular component: RNA polymerase II, core complex; RNA polymerase I complex; nucleus. The transcript is spliced from 2 exons.
AUGGCUGAUUAUGAUGGUGAAGAUGCUGGCUUUGAAGAUUUUGAAGAUGCCGGUUAUGAAGAUGAAUAUAUCGAAGAAGAGAACCAACAAGAAGCCUAUACAGAUAUUGUAGAUCCAAACCAAGAAAAUAGUGCAGAAGCAGGUAAAAUUCCAAAUCAUCUUAGAAGAACAACUAGAUAUAUGACUAAAUACGAAAGAGCUAGAUUAUUAGGUUCAAGAGCUUUACAAAUUUCAAUGAAUGCACCAAUUAUGGUCGAAUUAGAAGGUGAAACCGAUCCAUUACAAAUCGCUUGGAAAGAAUUAAGAGCAAAGAAAAUCCCUUUAAUUAUUAGAAGAUAUCUCCCAAAUGGAAUGUACGAAGAUUGGAGUGUAGAUGAACUUUCAAUUUAA